ACUCAUUCUCUCUUCCCCAGAAAACUCGCCGCUUCCGAGUUUCAUCAGUUCAUCAAUCGCUUAUACAAGACUCAGAGGCACCGAAUUUGAUUAAAAAAAAUGGCAGAGGCGAGAGAUAGAGUGGAGAGGCCGGUGGAUUACGCGGCGAUAUUCGCUAACAGACGCAGGCACGGUGUGUUACUCGACGAGCCAGCUUCACGUCUUGAACAUCCAGUUCAGAGAUUGCCAUCUCGGGUGUAUCCUUCACGAUCCGGAGCUUUGGUGAGAGGAGGAGGAGGGAAUUACAGUGGAUGGAGGAGUGGGAGUAGGGUUAGAUUGUUACAGGGAAGAGAGAAUGUGUCUGCUAGGCGUGGAAGUGGAAGUGGGAGUUUGUUACCUUCUUGGUACCCAAGAACGCCUCUCCGUGAUAUUACUCAUAUUAUGAGGGCUAUUGAGAGGAAAAGAAGAGCUGGUAUGGGAGUAGAGGAUGGUUUGGAGACUGAGACUCCAACUCAGCGACAAGUUCUUGAAACUCCAGUAGGUGAGCACAGUUGCGUAAUGGUGACACCUGCUCCAGCUGUGGGAUUCAAGCGUAGUUGCCCACCAUCAACUGCUAAAGUCCAUAAGAUGUUGCUUGACAUCUCAAAGGAGAUAUCUGAGGAAGAAGCAGGGUUCAUCACGGCAGAGAAGAAGCUACUCAAUUCUAUUGACAUGGUAGAGAAGAUUGUGAUGGCGGAGAUUGAUAAACUGAAGAGCACUCCUCUUGCCAAAAGGGAAGAGCGGGAGAAAAGGGUCAAGACUUUAAUGUCAAUGCGAUGAUGAUCCUCCACACUUAGGAGAGAGGAGGAGGUAUCAGUGAGUACAUACAUCAUCUUCUGAUGAUACCAAAAAUCAGUGGAUCAUCUUCUGAUGAUAUGUCUUCUACGAGUCCUUUGAGUAUAUCAUUUUCUUAUGAUUCUACUAGAAAAGUUCAAUCAUCAUGUUGAUGAUUUUGUAAGAUCAGGAACCAUCUACUGAUGGAUAAUAGUUUUGAUAGUUCGUUCACACAUAAAUGUUUGGAGUCUCCUCUGUAGACAUUUUUUCCCUUGUAAAUGAAACUCGUUCUUUGUUAUUACGUUGAAUAAUUGUCAUUUGUGAAUCUUGAGCUUUGCUAGUUAGUUUAGCUUCAAGUUCAGAGAAUAAUUAAGAUGACAUUUG
This is a messenger RNA of Eruca vesicaria subsp. sativa (arugula), 1176 nucleotides long. The record is from the annotation of a GenBank genome assembly. NCBI's taxonomy places the organism in Eukaryota, Viridiplantae, Streptophyta, Magnoliopsida, Brassicales, Brassicaceae.